This is a messenger RNA of Aspergillus glaucus CBS 516.65, 1883 nucleotides long. RefSeq names its product protein vosA (gene vosA). The transcript is spliced from 9 exons. Bases 435 to 1751 code for a protein of 438 amino acids. Lineage: Eukaryota; Fungi; Ascomycota; Eurotiomycetes; Eurotiales; Aspergillaceae. The record is from RefSeq and is a predicted model, not a curated record.
GACGCUGAUUGAUUCCCACUCAUACUCCACCCAUGGUUGAGAGUUUCUGGCUGAGCUCCGACUACUAAUCAUACUGCUCUGCUCAUCUUUAACCAGCUCUGACUCCCAUUCCUCAUUCAUCAACUUCCUUUACUCUGAUCUCCACUACCGUAUAUCCAUUUUUUCUUCACUAUUUUAAGGUGCUUCUUGUCGAACCACAAGCAUCCUAUUCAAGGUUCAGGCCCCUUUCUGUUUCAUCAGCCUCAUUUUCGCAUCUGGAAAGCCACAGGUUCAAGUCUUUUCUGUACCCUGUCUCUUCCAUACGUGGUUCGUGGCGCUUCGUCUUUCUGCGGAUAUCCUGGCCUCGGUCCCUUUGGCUCCUUGUCUGCCCAUCCCCAGUCUUUUAGGUUGCCUUCUUACUCUUGUUCUUUUGUGUGCGACAAAAGUUCGACUUGAUGAGUGCGCCGGCCUUUUCGGACGCCACUCUUACUCGUGAAUCCCAAAGCUCUGACUUUGAAUUGACCAUUCGCCAGCAGCCCGAACGGGCGCGCGUGGCUGGUGGGAAAGAGAAAGAGCGGAAGCCCGUCGAUCCUCCACCGAUUGUCCAACUUCGCGUGAGAGAGGAGGGCACUUACCUUGCACAGCACUACCUGCAAAGUCCCUAUUAUUUCAUGUGCUGCAGCUUGUGGGAUGCAACGGAAGAUCAAGCAGUCCCAGUUCCGCCGUCGACUGCAUUAGCAGGAACCUUGGUCUCCUCUCUUCAUCGCUUAAAGGACGUGGACAAUAAUGAUGGAGGAUUUUUCGUGUUUGGGGACUUGUCUGUCAAGCUCGAGGGAGAUUUCCGUCUCAAAUUCACUUUGUUCGAAAUGCGGAAGGAAAACGUGGCCUGCUUGAAGUACAUCGUUUCUGACCGUUUUACUGUAUCACCACCCAAGAGCUUCCCGGGUAUGGGAGAGUCGACAUUCUUGUCUAGGUCUUUCGCGGACCAGGGUGUGAAGUUAAGAAUACGCAAAGAACCCCGAGCGCUCAUGAAACGGCCAGUUCCACGACCUGAGGAGUAUCCCCAGCCUCUCCCUCCUCGCUCGCCUGAUCGCUCGUCGAUGUCGAUACCAGGGACUGCUUUUGCCGGUUAUCCAAGUCGAGAUUACUCGUACAUGCAGCCGGGACCGGCCAAGCGUCAGCGUACUUCGUCGAUUGACUACGGCACGUAUCCGCAGACUGCAACCAUGUACCCGAAUCAGCCGGGAGCAUAUCAAACGCCGAUUUUACAGGGCUACAACCCAGGGGUAACAGAUUUUCGUCAAGGGGGGCCUGCUGCUAUAACUCCGUCACCAUACGGCUCUCCAGAAGAAUCUAUGCUGGGAGUGAGACCGGGCUCCAGAUAUGUGCAACCUUCUUACCCUGCUUGUACCGACGCAUAUGGUCUCCCGUCUGCACAAGUUCCCACGUUGCCGGACCGGUCUAGCCAACAAGCUACUAUGCAAUCUUUGGGAAUGCAGCCAGGCACACCUACCGCAGAUCCCACAGCAGCAAUAAUGCCUCAGAGUUACGCUCGACCACAGUAUCAGCCAAACACCUUACCUCCAUUGAGCCGCCUUCCUCAAACCACGAACGGUGGGACCACACGAGGGUAUUUCGAGCAACCGUCCCAUGGAACCACCCCUAUUCUUCCCUCACAACAGCCUAUUGCUACAAAUGAAGAACGGUAUAGUGCUGCGCCGGGUGCGACAGGCUUUGAACCUCCUGGUUCAUCCAAUGGGACGCCCAGAUGAGAAUGCGGCCAGUGGCAUAGGGAUCGUUCUUUUUGCUAUGCUUCUUUUUUUUUUUUUUUUAAAAAAAAAAAAAAAAAAAAAAAAAAAAAACUUUUUCCGUUCUCUUCACUCGUUACAUCCCCUUUUUCUGAC